Molecule: messenger RNA, 939 nt
Organism: Haliotis rufescens (red abalone)
Lineage: Eukaryota; Metazoa; Mollusca; Gastropoda; Lepetellida; Haliotidae
Exons: 3
Coding region: 85-672 (195 amino acids)
Source: RefSeq, a predicted model, not a curated record
UCCGACAUUGAUUCGGUAAUGUUAACACGCUCCAGUUUUGCUCAAUGAUUCUUUGCGAAUCUUACCUUGAAGCAAGUGUUGAAAAUGACGUAUUGUGGCCGCGACUGGCUCCGAGGAGCACGUACAGCUCCAGACCUGCAGCAUCUGUUCACCAGUGAACUUCUGGAUGAGUUUGACGCCAUCCGCCUUUGGCUCCAUCUGAUCCGGACUGCCAUUCUCCAAGAAAAUGAGGUGACUGAGAACAAGAGAGGCAAGCGACAUAUGUGGAUGUUACAGAGAGAGGUUGAUUGUGGCUGGACACAGAUGUCCAAACUUUUCCUCAGCAAUGAUCGCCACCCAAGCGUGCGCAACUCACUCAUCGAAAUCCACAACACCGUCACACCGGCCGCCGCUCACUACAGGCUUUCGCGACUUCUCCCGCCACCCAUCUUCGUCCAGGGAGAACUUGUCCCCCCGACCCUGCCCCCUAAAGCCGGGAAGCUCAGGCGUUUCAUCACCACUGUCCGUACUAGACUGGCAUCUAUCGCAUUCAAAAACAAAGUGAAACCCACAGACGUUUCUGCUGCCAAAUCACAUGUCAAAGACACACCUGGCCACAACUCUGUCUUUGGUCGUGUUGUGCAGUGUAUCAGGAACAUCGCCAGUAGCAAGAACCAGGUUCUCCCUGUGUGAAAAUAUGCAGUGUGAAAACAUACACAUGUAUUGUAAAACCUUUUUGAAUUUCUGUAUAUUUAAUUUGAUUUGUUUGAAAUUGUACAUAUUGUCUGACGUUAUACAUCCCUGUAAAUCAUGAUGUUGUAAUUCAUUACAUGGAAAACAUUAUACAACUUCUGUAAAUCCUGUUUUAUUUGUGAUUUGAAAUUUCUCUAAAGCAUUACUAUUUCAUCAUUCUAAUAACCGAAGUCUCAUAUUGCCAGUUUGGUAUAUGCAGACAUUAAA